GAUAAUGGAGGAAACUAGAGAAUGUGAUGAUAAGAGGAAGGAGGGCAUAGUUUCUACAAGUAGCAGAUGUGGUAAUGCCAUUCUCAAGACAGUCUGUUUUCAAGGGCGGAUGACAGGUCCAACAAGACGAUCAGCAAAAGGAGGAUGGACAGAGGAGGAGGAUAAAAUAUUAGCUUUUGCUGUCCAAAAGUUCAGUGGCAAAAACUGGAAAAAGAUUGCCGAAUGUGUCCCUGGUAGAAGUGACGUUCAGUGUCUGCAUCGUUGGCAGAAAGUUCUCAAUCCUGAUCUCGUUAAAGGACCUUGGAGCAAGGAGGAAGAUGAUCUUAUUUGUGAGCUGGUAGCAAAGCAGGGGAAAAAGAAAUGGUGUGAGAUAUCAAAAUCCUUGCCAGGCCGGAUAGGCAAGCAAUGUAGAGAAAGGUGGCACAACCAUUUAAAUCCGGAUAUAAAAAAGACUGCAUGGACCAAAGAAGAGGAGUCGAUUCUCAUUAAUGCCCACCAAAUGUAUGGAAACAAGUGGGCUGAAAUAGCAAAGUUGCUACCUGGAAGGACUGAAAAUUCAAUAAAAAAUCAUUGGAACUGUUCAGUUGCGAAGAAAGUAACAGUUUUAUCUUCUGAUUUGUACACUCGUGAAGCAAAGGCAGAAAGUAGAAAGCCUAAGGAGGUUAAACAAAUUGAUGAUCAGAAAGUUAACUGGGAGGGAAGUGCAGAUAAUUGUUCACUAGAUUUGGUUCUUGGAAUUGCUCAGGGAAAGGAUAGCGAUUCAAAACUACCUAGAAAAAAUGAUAAAACAAAACUACCUAGAACAAUUUUUGAUGAUGGCAGUGCAGCUUCCCCCAUUCAUCAAGGAAAUUUUCAAAAAAUAAUUCAUGAGACUUCCGAAGCACUUUCUGGAACCUUGCAACUCUCUUUAAGUACACCAUCAGAUGUUCCUAGUUGUAAUAAAACAACUAGUAAUUUCCAUCAAGGGCCAGCUUUUCCUGAUUCUGGUAAGAGAUUGUCUGAAUCUUUUUCUGAACCACAAUACAAUGUAUUUUCUGGAGAUUACUUUGAAAAUGGGAAUUCCAAAUUGAGUGGCCAAUUUAAAAAUUCCCUUUCAUAUGGGAUGACGCCUGAUUUUCAUAAGGAAAAUAAAGUUGUUGGAGCUGCUGAGGAUACAAUUCCUGGUCGCUUGUGCUAUAGGCCACUCCAAUGGAAGGAUUUAAAUAUUCUUUUGAAAACUGACAGUUUUCCGGACACAGAUAGUUAUAUCCAAACAACAUCAAGUCCAACUUUGUUCCACACACCACCAACCCAGAAUAAAGGAGUAAAUGUUGAUUGUAGCAGUCUAGAUUCUAUAUUGAGGAGUGCUGCAAGGACUUUUAAUACUCCAUCUAUCAUAAGAAAACGAAGACUUCAAAUUUCUGAGAAAAUUGACAAUGUCAAUCACAAUGACUAUAACUCCAAAAAUGGUGGAAGUCUCUCAAAUGAGAAGCAACUUGUACUGCCUCCUCUGAAGUCUCAGAAGCUUGGAACAUCUGUGGUAAAAUCUAUAGAAAAAAGCCUUGAACAUGCAUUUGAUGCUGAGUGGGAUUCUGCCAAUAUUGUUUCUAGAACUACGGUUGCAGAUGAUUCAUUUGGCGCCAAUUGUGGUAAAUAG
This is a messenger RNA of Quercus robur (English oak), 1636 nucleotides long. RefSeq lists its product as uncharacterized. Gene Ontology annotation, biological process: regulation of DNA-templated transcription. The transcript is spliced from 7 exons. Gene Ontology annotation, molecular function: DNA-binding transcription factor activity, RNA polymerase II-specific; RNA polymerase II cis-regulatory region sequence-specific DNA binding. Gene Ontology annotation, cellular component: nucleus. The coding region runs from base 5 to 1636 and encodes 543 amino acids. NCBI's taxonomy places the organism in Eukaryota, Viridiplantae, Streptophyta, Magnoliopsida, Fagales, Fagaceae. The record is from RefSeq and is a predicted model, not a curated record.